CAAAAAUAACAGCAAACACCUAGAAAGUUUCACUUCUGUAAAUCGAUUGCGACUUUGUUUCCGGUUUACCUGGGUUGAUACUCUUCGCUCUCACGGGAAACUCGUUCAAAAUUGGGCUAUUUGAAUCGUGAGUAUAGGUGCUUUCCAAUUAACGACUUUUGCUCGUUCUAUCAUUCUGAUUUGGACCGUUCUUUGCAGCUUCUUUUAUCCAAAAUCAAGCGCCAUGUCCACGAGCGCCGAUACCACCCCCGCGAUAUCUUGCCACCGCAGUCAUUUGGAUAAAGUGGAUCAAAUUAGAAAACUAGGCCGAAUGGAUCGUAUCUCGUUACCACAGAUAGUGGUGGUUGGAGAUCAAUCUAGUGGAAAAUCCGCCCUCCUCGAAAUGAUCUCGGGAGUCACCUUGCCGAAAGAUUCAGGCAAAUGUACCUGUUUUCCGACCGAAGUGAGCAUGCGCCCUGCCGAAGAAUUCUCGGCCAAAGUUCUUAUCGAAGGCAAGAUCGACUCUCGAGUGAGGUUGCCAAAGUCAAGGGAGGAGGUCGCCGAGGUAAUCGAAGACGCCAAAAAGUUAAUCAUGGAAGGCGAAGAUCAAGACAUCUCUGAAAAAGUGCUCACAAUCGAAUUGAGUGGACCCCAACUACCAAUGCUCACUCUAGUUGAUCUUCCGGGUUACGUCCAGACCUACUCUCAAGGUCAAUCGGCGACCCUCGCUCGGGACAUUGAAAAACUCGUCGAAAAAUAUUUACUCGAGCCUAGAACCAUCAUAUUGGCCGUUAUCCCUGUGAAUCGCGAUUUCGAAACCAAUGUGGCAAUCAAACAUAUUCGUGAUUUUGAUGAAGAGGGGAAACGCACCAUGUGUGUCCUCACCAAACCAGACUUACUUGAUCUGGGAACUGAGGGUCGCGUUUUGGAGAUACUUGCCGGUAAAAAGAUGCAUCUUUCUCGAGGGUAUCACAUAAUCAAAAAUAAGAAUUUUGAAGACUGUCGAGCCGGCGAUUCUAGAGACGUCACCUUGAGAAAGGAGUCCAUCUUCUUCAAGCGUUCUCCUUGGUCCGAUAUCAGUGUCACCAAUAGAGGGAUUCCGAAAUUAAUCGAAAGAUUAACCAAUAUGUUAAGUAAACAAAUUGAAAAAGAGUUCUUUGGCAUCAAGAAGGAUCUUAUCAAGAACAAGCACGAGCUCGAGGAACAGUUAACUCAACUUGGACCUGGUCUCUCCACCGAUAUCGAAAAAUUGAACUUGCUUAAUAGGAAUAUCAAUCUUUUCAUGAAACAAUUCAAGAAUCUCGUCGAUGGAAAUUACAGUGAAGGAGGCUUUGACCAAGAAUGCUUCAUCAGAGCAACGGUCCAGAAUCUCCAUCAAGGCUUUCAUCGGGAAAUCAUCAAGAUAACAAACGUUGCCGUCAGCAGUUUGGAUGUUGCGAAGGUCAUGGAGGCGACUCGGGGGCGUGAGCUCAAGGGAAUGCUCCAAUUCCAACCAUUCGUAAUCUUAUGCAGGCAGGUAGUGCAAAAGUGGUUGUCACCAACUGAAAGACACAUUGAAGAGAUCUGCCAACUUGCUAGCGACGUUUCCGUUGAAAUUACCGAAAAAGAGUGUAACCCAAUUCUCAAUCGCUACAUCUCAGAGCGGAUGUCAGAAUUUUUUGAUCAGCAACUAAAACGCAUGCACACAGAAGCUAGUGAAUUGCUCAAUGACGAACUCAGUUCUCCUUUCACACUUCAAGACCUAAAUGUUGGAAAACAUUGGCGUUUCGAAGACACGUUCCCGAGUAUACCAACGUUUAAUUUUGGUGUCGGUGUCGCAAAACCACCAGCCUCGAACUCACGAUCUACAACGAACGAGCCAGAAGUCAUAGAUUAUUCUAAAGUCAAAAGUUUCUUAAGAGAGUACUGUCUGACCGCUGCCAACCGGUACAUUGAUGCCAUAUGCCUCUAUGUUAUCGAAAGAGGGCUGUUCAGGAACUGCUAUAGCAGAGGAAUUAAAUGGUUCGAGGAUGAUCCUUUGGCGCUGUCACAAUUCCAAGAACCACAAGAAUCCAGCGAGUGGCGAGAAAAAUUGCCGAUCGAGAUCAAAAGGUUCAAGGAUGCGAUCGCCAUACUGGGACAGCCUACACAUUGA
Puccinia graminis f. sp. tritici CRL 75-36-700-3 is the source of this 2113-nucleotide messenger RNA. RefSeq lists its product as uncharacterized. Gene Ontology annotation, molecular function: microtubule binding; GTPase activity; GTP binding. The record is from RefSeq and is a predicted model, not a curated record. The transcript has 4 exons. Lineage: Eukaryota; Fungi; Basidiomycota; Pucciniomycetes; Pucciniales; Pucciniaceae. Gene Ontology annotation, cellular component: membrane; cytoplasm; microtubule. The coding region runs from base 224 to 2113 and encodes 629 amino acids.